AUGACUAUGAUGAGUCCUCAGCAGAUGCAGCAGCUUCUGUCCCCGGGUCAGCUCCAGGCUCUGCUCCAGCAACGGCAGCACACUAUCCCGCUCCAGCAGCUCUCUAGGCAGCAGCUAGUGUUCCAGCAGAUCCUCCAGCAGGAGCUGUUCAAAGUGCAAAGACCAGACCUGGCCUCCCACACCUUGUUUCCAGCUGGCUUGAGUACUAUUGAGCUCCAGCAGAUAUGGAAGGAGCUAACCAACAGCACAAUGGAAGAUAAAAGCACAAAGGAUAGGUGUCCAGACCGUAUCAUCACUCUGUCCCCUACUGAACCCGUAACAACAGCCAAAGCAUCAAUGUCAAACACCCACAACUUCCCUACCAACGGUCAAUCUCAUAGUUCCAGCCCAAGAGAAGGCUUGCUGGAUGUGGAUCAAACAAUCACACACUCACUCUAUGGAUAUGGUGUGUGUAUUUGGCCGGGCUGUGAGACUGUUUGUGAAAACGUCAGCCAGUUUAUCAAGCACCUAAGUAUUGAGCACAUGCUGGAUGAAAGGAGCACAGCCCAGUGCAGAGUCCAGAUGCAGGUGGUGCAGCAGUUAGACCUCCAGCUCUCUAAAGAACAGGAGCGUCUCCAAGCUAUGAUGGCCCACUUACAACUGCCAACUUUGCAAACACAGUCCCCUUCCAAACCUCUGAGUUCUGGGUCCGGUGUCACCAUGUCCAAGAGCCUGCCACCACUGUCCCCUCAGAUGCCCCCAUUGGCCCCUGUCACCUCCCCAUCCUCACCCCGGGGGCCUGCAGGACUCUGCCCCACAAGUGUGGGGGCAAUGCGAAGACACCACUCAGACAAGCACCCCUCUCUCUGCUCUCUGUCUUCAGAAUUGAACCCAAAUCAUGAGAUGUACAGCAAUGCAGAUAUCAGGCCACCUUUUACCUAUGCUACUCUGAUAAGACAGGCUAUAAUGGAUGCAUCGGACAUGCAGUUAACACUUAAUGAGAUAUACAGCUGGUUUACACAGACCUUUGCCUACUUCAGACGCAAUGCUGCAACGUGGAAGAAUGCAGUCCGCCACAACCUGAGCCUGCACAAGUGUUUUGUGCGUGUAGAGAACGUGAAGGGGGCCGUGUGGACAGUGGACGAGAUGGAGUACCAGAGAAGGAGGUCUCAGAAGAUCACAAGAAGCCCAACGCUAGGGAAGAACCUUCUCUCCAGCCUUGCUUAUUGGACUGCUCUUAAUACCAGUUUACAAAACAGGAGCCCUGCAGGCCUGAUAGGCAGCAGUUAUUUGGGUCUGAUACACCGGACCAAGUCACUAAAACAUCCGGACCUCCAGGACACCAAUGGACAACGCAGCCCACACUCCACUGGCCCAGCUGUGAGUAUGUCACAGUAUAUCACUGUUAUGGUAAAGACAUGA
Oncorhynchus keta (chum salmon) is the source of this 1401-nucleotide messenger RNA. RefSeq names its product forkhead box protein P2-like. Bases 1 to 1401 code for a protein of 466 amino acids. Gene Ontology annotation, biological process: regulation of transcription by RNA polymerase II. Gene Ontology annotation, molecular function: RNA polymerase II cis-regulatory region sequence-specific DNA binding; DNA-binding transcription repressor activity, RNA polymerase II-specific. The record is from RefSeq and is a predicted model, not a curated record. Gene Ontology annotation, cellular component: nucleus. The transcript is spliced from 12 exons. NCBI's taxonomy places the organism in Eukaryota, Metazoa, Chordata, Actinopteri, Salmoniformes, Salmonidae.